Messenger RNA from Notodromas monacha, 269 nucleotides. NCBI's taxonomy places the organism in Eukaryota, Metazoa, Arthropoda, Ostracoda, Podocopida, Cyprididae. The record is from the annotation of a GenBank genome assembly.
AUGGUCGUAGUCUUGCCCGUCAUCUUCUUGGCUGUGUUCUUGGACGACUCCCUGCGACCGAGAGCGCGUGCCGAGAAGUGGUCCCCGGUAUCCGGAAGCAACACCGUGACGCUGUGCGAAUUGUCCGGUGAGUCCGGAAGUCGAUCUACCAAGUCGGCUGGAUUGCAAAGCGUGGUUCCUCAAGCCACUGCUGGAUCAGAAAGCGUAAACAGUGAUCCGUGAUGCGACGCGGGUCGCGUGGUAAAAGCGUCUUUUCGGAUUUGAUUAUG